AUGGCAGUGGACCUCAAAGGAGGCGCUUUGGCUGUCGUCACCAAGAACACACCAUGGCCAGUAGGAAAAGCAAAGCGUGUCUCGGUAAAUUCAUCCGGAUAUGGAGGAGCUAACGGGCAUGUCGUCAUUGACGGCGUUGAUGAAUAUUUCAAGAGCGUCGGUGUCUCCAGUCCAUUCAACAAAGAGCCCGAUGUCGACCCGUACAGCACGAUUACCCAAAAGAAGUUUCUACUGCCGGUUACGGCACAUGACGAAUACUCCAUGUCCAAGAGUCUGGUGAACAUGAAUCAGGUUCUCAACAGUCAGAUUCAUGAUAUUCACGAACUCUUGUACACCAUGGUCGCGCGGCGAACGCGAUUCUCCCACCGUGCCAUGAUUCCGGUGGAAAUCAGUCGCGAGAAAGAAGUGGCCAUAGGCGAGGCAGUAACUGGCCGUGCCACUGAUAGAGCUCCAAUCGUGGCCUUUGUCUUCACCGGACAAGGUGCUCAGUGGCCAGAGAUGGGACGCCAGUUGAUGGACAGCUACCCAUCAGUGCGAAAGACAUUCAAGAAGCUAAACUUGGCAUUAUCGAACUUGGAACAGCGACCACAAUGGACCCUUGAAGAAAUUCUGCUUGAACCCGAAGAGACCAGCAGAGUUGGUGAGGUUUCCUUCUCCCAGCCGAUUUGUACCGCCAUCCAAAUUUCAAUCGUCAAUCUCUUGUGGGAUUGGGGAGUCAAGCCUGAAGCUGUCAUCGGCCACUCGUCUGGUGAACUUGCUGCUGCUUAUGCGGCGGGGCUGAUUACUGCCGAGGACGCCAUCACAGCUGCCUAUCUAAGAGGCGUACAUGCGAUGCUCACGCAAGCCCCGGGAACAAUGAUGGCGGUGGCCCUUGGCGCGAAGGAUGCUCAAAAUCUCCUCUACGAGAAUAAUAUCGCGUCUUCUGAUGUCGUUGUGGCGUGCGUCAAUUCACCAGAGAGCGUCACUCUAAGCGGCAAGCCCAAGCCUAUGGAUGCUCUUCACAAGUUAUUGAAGCAAGGCUCAAUCUUAUGCAAGAAAUUGCAGACAGGUGGAAAAGCUUACCACUCUCCCAGCAUGAAAGAGGUUGGUUCUCAUUACAGCAAGGCUAUCCUCGAGGCCACGGCUCGCUUCAGUAACAGUGCGGUGGAUCUCAAGAGUGGAAAGCACAAGGAGCCGAAGCCUGUGAUGGUGUCGUCCGUGACUGUAACACAACUUCACCAGGGUGACAUUGAUGGAAACUACUGGCAGAAGAACUUGGAAAGUCCAGUUCUUUUUGAUCCUGCAUUGAAGCACAUGCUGGGUCUCAAGUUCGGCUCAGAUGAGCGUUUUGUGGACUGCCUAAUCGAGAUAGGGCCUCACAGCGCCCUGAAGGGCCCCAUCAAACAGAUCAUUUCAUCGCCCGAAGUCCAAGAGAUCUGGAAAUCUAGCCUGGGAGUUGCUCCCAAAGUGACUUAUGAGCAAACCCUAGAGCGUGGUCAUGAUGCCGAAGACGAUAUGAUACGGCUUUCAACCAGUCUAUUCUUGAAGGGCUAUCCUCUGGAUCUACUUCUUGUAAACGGACAUACCGCGUACCGCCCGUCCAAGGUUAUCAUCGAUCUCCCCAAGUACCCAUGGAACCACGAGACUCCACAGCCUUUGAUUGUCAACCGCGCUACUCAGGACUAUAAGUUCGCCACUCAUCCACGUCAUGAUCUGAUUGGAAGCAGACUCCCUGGAGGGAAUCGCAUGGAGCCCAUCUGGAGGAACUACCUUCGUUUGGAGGAUGUACCGUGGAUAAAAGAUCAUGUGAUUGGAAGUGCUUUCAUCAUACCUGGUGCAGCAUACCUCGCCAUGGCCGUUGAAGCGGCAGCCCAAUUUGCCGAGGAUACCGCCCUCGGUGGCCCACCUUUCGACUUCGAAGAUUCCAAGUUCCACCUUCAUACCGUCACGAUAAAGUCGGCGCUGGUGCUUCCUGCCAGCGGGACUACAGAUAUCAUGACCAACUUACGUCCUACCGAGGCAUCUGCGGCCUCCAACAGGUUCGAAUUCAAGAUCUGUUCCGUCACUGAUGGACAAUGGAUUGAGCACGCUCAAGGAAUUGUUUCGUUUGAGCCGGUUCAUGGGGCGAAGACGAAAAAGGUUCCCUUCAACAAGGAAACUGAGGAGCCCACCUUCGAACAGACUUUCGGCAAGGAGGCCUGGUACGAGCGUCUAAGAUACAGAGGCUUUGACUUCGGUCCCCUGUUCCGCGUCAUCGAUGAGAUUGAGGUUCUGCCUCAUGCUUCACGUGCUCGUGCGAGAGCUCCUAUUCUCAAGACAGCCGAGAUGACCACGCCAUAUGAGUCCCGCUAUGCGAUUCAUCCCUUGACCAUUGAUGCCGUACUUCAAGGCCGUGUGGCUUCCGUGUAUACUAGCCGCGCGGAUAAGGAGGCGGCUACCCAGAUUCCGGUAUUCAUCGAAGAAAUGACAAUCAGCCCAUCGACAUGGGCGAAAAACCAGACAGGCUUCAUUGACAGUGUUGCGUGGACUGAGGGCGCCCGUAGCGGCGGAUCGCACUCGACUCUGACCACCGAGAGCGGCUUUGAGAUCAUCUCGGCGCGAAAUGUCAAAUGGCGGCAAUUUGAGAAUCAAGGAAGUCAAGAGAAGAUGAACAAAGAGGCUGCACGCGAACCAUACUACCGCAUGCAAUGGAAGCCGGACGUGGAUUUUAUGGACACAGACGGAGCACAUCGCUUGUUUCACAGCGACUUUCACUCACCAUCAGGAGCAGCCUACCUAGAUGAGGUAUACAGCAUUCGGACGCGACUAGAGACGGUAACGAUCCUGUAUAUCUGCGGCGCACUAGAGAUGGUACGACUUGAUGAGCUUUCCACCGACCCGUCGCUGAAAUGGAUUCAUGGAUUUUAUAACUGGAUGUGCCACGUCAGGAAUGAGGCGGCAGCCGGGCGAAUGACUCUUUGCGAACAAUACGCCACGAGCCUCGAUCCCCAGCAGCGGGAGCAACGAAUCAAACAGCUCCUAUCUGAAUUACCAGGGGACUUCCCGCAGCUGGAGUUCAACGCCAUUGUCUACCAAAACAUGGUUGGUAUCCUAAACGGAACCGUGGCGGGCAUCGACCUGGCGGUGAAGGCAGAGAUCCUGGCGCGUGUGUACGCCGACGGUUCAAUUCACGAUGCGGCGCGCAAGAACCUGGCGUCUGUGAUAGACAUUCUGGCGCAUAAGAAUCCCACAAUGCGUGUGUUGGAGGUUGGGGCUGGCACGGGUAGCUGCACCAGCAUCGCGUUGGAUGUGCUCAAUGCCUUCGACCGCGACAUGCCUGGUCACCACGCUAAGCGCUACCAUGACUACACCUUCACAGACAUCUCACCAGCUUUCUUCGAGAAGGCCGAGGAGCUUUUCAGCGCGUACCCGCCCAUGAUCUACAAGACGUUUAACCUGUCAGUUGACGCCGCAGCGCAGGGCUUCGAGCUCGGCGAGUAUGAUCUCAUCCUGGCAUCCAAUGUGAUGCACGCUCCAGCAAACACCGACCAACUGCUAUUGAACUGCAGCCGCCUUCUAAAGCCAGGAGGCAGACUCGUGAUGCUGGAAAUCACACAGACUGGCAGUCUGACACCUGUACAGUUUGCCUUUGGCACGCUACCAAGCUUCUGGGAGUGCCUCGAAGACGCCGAUGCUGAUAGAUCGUUGGGGCCUUUCCGGACGCUUCCGUCAUGGGAACAGCAGCUCAAGAUAUCUGGAUUUGCAGGCCUAGAUAUGGUCUUGACUGAUUUUCCCGAGCCAUUGGCCCUGGAAAGCGUCAUGGUCGCCAGUACCAUCGGAGGAGCUUUGAAUCGGGUUGCGGCACUGGGCGUUGAACGUGUUGUUAUCGUCCAUUCAUCGCUCCAGAAUGCACUCGGUAAAGCUGUUGAGGAGGAGAUCAUGAGGCAAGGAGUUCUCGACAAAGACACCAUCUUGCACUACUCUCUCGAUUCCAUCUCUCAUCUCAACCUCUUGAACGGACCUAAAAGUACCUACAUCGUGCUCGAGGAGAUACAAACUCCAGUUCUCAAAGACAUGCUGCCGGAGCAGUUCGAGGGCUUGAAAAAACUCGUAUCGUCAGCGACAAGCAUUCUUUGGGUCACUGGGGGAGACUUGAUGGCGGGUACGAACCCAGCCCUGGCAAUGGCCCACGGGAUCAACACUGUGCUGAUGAACGAGAACUCGGCCCACAAUCUCAAGUUCGCCACUCUCGACAUCGACAAUACCAGCGACAUCAAGACACCAUUGAUUGCGAAAACAGUCGUUAAAGUGUGGACUACGGUUGCAACAGCUGUAUCCAGAGCUACGUGCGAGACAGACUUCAUCCUUAAGGAUGAAAAUAUCUACAUCAGCCGUGUCUCACCCGACAUGCAGCUGAACGAAGAGUUUAGUCUCGAUACCGGGCCAGGGAGAACUGGGCAGGCAUUCCCGAAUUUUGGCAACAUCCAAUUGUCAUUGGAGACUCCAGGACUUCUGGAUACGGUGUACUUCCGAGAGAAACCGACAUGUGAGAUUGCGCUCAACGCCGAUGAAGUCGAAAUUGAAGUGAAAGCAGUCGGACUGAAUAUGAAGGACUAUGUUAUUGCGAUGGGCAACUUCGAAAGUGUCAAGUCCAGCAACGAAAGCACUGGGAUCGUGUCUAGAGUGGGAGCCAAUGUCGCCCACUUAAAGCCUGGCGACAAGGUCAUCUGCCUAGAGCGCGGACACUACGACACGUUCCUUCGAAGCCCGGCGCAGAAGUGCCUGAAGCUCGACGACGAUGCUGAUCUGAUCGAAAUGGCCACCGUCGGUAUCGCUCAUGGGACUGCCCUUUAUGCACUAGACUAUCUGGCGCACCUGGAAGCAGGCGAGACUGUGUUGAUCCAAGCAGCUACUGGGGGUUUGGGAUUGGCAGCAAUCCAAUAUGCUAAGUACGUGGGAGCUGAGGUUUAUGCCACAGUGGGAACGCAGCAGAAAAGAGACUAUCUCAUCUCUAAGUGUGGGAUCCCUGACGACCACAUCUUCCACUCCCGGACGCUGCAGUUCAGAGACGAUCUGCUGAAGCAAACGCGAGGCCGUGGCGUCGAUGUCAUCUUGUCAGCUAUCUCGGGUCCUGGAUUCCAUGAGAGCUUGAAAUGUCUCGCCCCCUGCGGAAAAUUCAUUGACGUCGGUCGUGGAAACGUGCUUGACAAGGGUAAUAUUGGAUUGCAUGCUUUUGACCGAAGCAUCAGCUUCUUCUCAUUUGACCUCAACUUUGUGUUGGAGGAAAAGCCAAGAAUUGCAGCACGUGAAAGCCUCCUUUCUGAUGCGAUGAAGCUCCUUCGAGACGGCAAGAUCAAGCCAAUCAAGCUGGACCGCACAUUCCAUAUCACGGAGAUGGAGAUGGCCCUCCGCUAUUUUGGCCAAGGUCAACAUAUAGGCAAGAUUGUGCUUACUUACGGCACAACUCCCAACCGGAUAAAAAUCAAGGGUGCUCUCCAACCUCAUGGUAUCGACGGAAACAACAGCUACUUGAUGGUAGGAUGCCACGGUGGCCUGGGCCAUAGUAUGGCAGACUCUAUCAUUGAGCGAGGAGCCAAAAACCUCGUCUUUCUGGGCAGGUCCAGCGAGAACAAGCCAGACAUUGCUUCCUUCUGUCGCCGAGCCCGAGGCCAAGGCGUGAAUGUGGUAACAAUCCAGGGUGAUGUCUCCAAAAUAGAGGAUGUCAAGCGAGCGGUGGCUCAAGCCAUCUCAAUGGGACCGCUCAAGGGAGUUGUGCAUGCGGCAAUGGUAUUGCAGGACGCCUUCUUCGACUCCAUGACCCUGGAGCAAUUUAAUACCGCUGUCCGUCCCAAAGUGCACGGCGCCCUUAACCUCCACAAUGCCACGAUCAGUGUCAACGCGGCCCUCGAUUUCUUUUUCAUGACCAGUUCAACGGUUACUUACGUAGGCCACAUCUCGCAGGCCAACUACGCGGCAUCUAACGCGGUGUUGAACAAUCUAUCACGCCAGCGCAUCCGCAUGGGCCUGCCGUCAACCACAAUCUCUCUGGGCCCAAUCAAGGGUGUGGGCACGCUGAACCGCAAGCCCGAAUAUGCUGAAAACCUGCUGCGAUCCGGUCUGAUUGAAGCCGAGGAAUCAGAGUUCAUCCGUCACUUUGAACGUUUCACGUACCCACAGCCCGAGUCGAAGCAUUUCGACAGCCUAACGCAGGGCCAUAUCCUCACCGGUGUCGAAUACUCGAAGCACGACGUCAGCAUGGUACAAGUUACACGUAUUGAGCAGGACCGUCGCUCUGCUCUCCUGGUCACGACGCUCGAAUCACGAAAGGCUGCUGGUAGCGGCGGUGCAGCGGCUGCUGAUGCCAGCGGCGAUGAUCUGCUGCUGGUAGCGGCGGUGCAGCGGCUGCUGAUGCCAGCGGCGAUGAUCUGCUGCUCUCCGAUAUUCCAGACAACCGUGACAAGGCUGUCAUCUUGUUGGCAGACGCCGUCGCGCAGCGGUUGGCCAAGUUGA
This is a messenger RNA of Colletotrichum spaethianum, 6468 nucleotides long. RefSeq names its product prosolanapyrone synthase. The record is from RefSeq and is a predicted model, not a curated record. The transcript has 8 exons. NCBI's taxonomy places the organism in Eukaryota, Fungi, Ascomycota, Sordariomycetes, Glomerellales, Glomerellaceae. Bases 1 to 6468 code for a protein of 2155 amino acids. Gene Ontology annotation, biological process: fatty acid biosynthetic process; secondary metabolite biosynthetic process. Gene Ontology annotation, molecular function: fatty acid synthase activity; oxidoreductase activity.